AAGGGACUAUUUUUGCAAUUAAGUCAUUUUGUGUUUAUCCCUUGUUCUAGAACCAGAGAGAGAAAUAUCUUGCAACAAUAAUUCAAAUUACCCACCAAGGUGUGGUGUGGGUUCCUUCUCAUGAAUGGAGCUUGGCCGCCUCAAACUUCUUCAAAGAAAAUUGGAUUCAACAUGUUCAGACAACUACAUCUCUAAUCUUGCCUUCUCCCAUAUAAAUAUCGCAUUCUUCAAUCUUCUUCAUAGAAAAGCUACCUUCUACUUGUCUUUCCCUACAUUAUCAAGAUAAUCCACAUUGAUCUUGAAUCUCAAAGAUCAAGUUCUUGAAAAACCUACUUCCAUUUUGGAGUCAUUCUUGAUAAGUUGUGAGUUUUUAAGUCGAUAGGUGAAUACCCAUAUCAAAUUUUCGGUUCUUUUAGGGGAAUUUGAGGUUUUCUUGGCCUAAAGCACAACACCCACAAAGAUUUUCAGUUCUUUUUGGGGGAAUUUGAGGGUUUCUUGGCCUAAAGAACAACACCCACAAAGAUUUUCGUUUCUUUUAGGGGGAAUUCAAGGUUUUCUUGGCCUAAAGAACAAGACCCACAAAAGAUUGUUCGAAUCUUGGGGGUUUUGAUCAGUGGGUAGUAAGAAUGGAUGGAGGUGAUAUAUACAAAGCAGCUAAUAGCAUAAGGUUAGGGAGCUUAAGAGCAACAAGUGGAAGAGCAUCAAGUUUAAGAUCUGGGAGUACUUCAGUAUGGAGGAAUUCUGGUAUGGAUGUUUUCUCAAAAUCUUCUCGUGAAGAUGAUGAUGAAGAAGCUCUCAAAUGGGCUUCUCUUGAAAAGCUACCGACGUUUGAUCGUUUAAAGAAAGGUUUGCUGUUUGGAUCAACUGGACCAUCCAACCAAGUUGAUGUAGACAAUCUUGGAACAGAUGAUCGAAGACAUUUACUCGAUAGGCUUGUUAAGGUUGCUGAUGAAGAUAAUGAGAAGUUCUUGUUGAAGCUCAGAGAUAGGCUUGAUAGGGUUGGGAUCGAUUUGCCUACAAUCGAAGUCAGAUUCGAGAAUGUAACCGUGGAGGCGGAUGUUAAUACCGGAAGCCGAGCCUUACCUAGUUUCAUAAACUUCCACAUUGAUGUUUUUGAGGGGAUCUUGAACUUAUUCCAUCUACUUCCGAAUUCGAAAAGGCAUAUAACCAUCCUUGAUGACGUUAGUGGCAUCGUUAAGCCUAAAAGAAUGACGUUGCUUUUGGGUCCUCCGAGUUCCGGGAAGACGACACUUUUGUUGGCCUUGGCUGGGACACUGGCAAAGGAGCUUACGUGCUCCGGUAAGGUGACGUAUAACGGUCAUGAGUUACACGAGUUUGUACCGGAGAGAACUUCAGCUUACAUCAGUCAAAAUGAUGUCCACAUUGGAGAAAUGACCGUUAGAGAAACCUUGGCGUUCUCUGCAAGAUGCCAAGGCGUUGGCUCACGUUAUGAGAUGUUGGCCGAGUUGUCAAGAAGAGAGAGAGAUGCAAACAUAAAGCCUGAUCCCGACAUUGAUGUCUUCAUGAAGGCUGCUGCAACCAAAGGUCAAGAAGCUAGUGUGGUCACAGAUUAUACUCUGAAGUUAUUGGGGUUGGACAUAUGUGCAGAUACAAUGGUCGGGGAUCAAAUGAUAAGGGGAAUCUCCGGUGGACAAAAGAAGCGUGUCACAACAGGUGAAAUGAUAGUUGGACCAUCUAAGGUUCUUCUCAUGGACGAGAUAUCAACCGGGUUGGAUAGUUCUACCACGUUUCAGAUCGUAAAUUCACUUAAACAAUUUCUUCACAUUCUCGAAGGAACUGCCGUCAUUUCACUCCUCCAGCCUGCACCGGAGACUUAUGAUUUGUUUGAUGAUAUUAUACUCUUGACUGAUGGAAAGAUCGUAUAUCAAGGCCCGCGUGAAAAUGUGCUCGAGUUUUUUGAAUCAAUGGGAUUCAAAUGCCCAGAGAGGAAAGGUGUUGCCGAUUUCUUGCAAGAAGUGACAUCAAAGAAAGAUCAGCAGCAGUACUGGAUGAAAAGAGACGAGCCAUACAGAUUUGUGACCGCCAAGGAGUUUGCAGAGGCAUACCAAUCGUUCCAUGUUGGAAGGAAAUUGGGAGACAAUCUCUCUACCCCAUAUGACAAAAGCAAAAGCCACCCUGCUGCUCUAACACAUGAAAAGUAUGGUCUGAAUAGCAAGGAACUCUUGAAAGCUUGCACCGAUAGAGAAAUAUUGCUCAUGAAAAGAAAUUCCUUCGUUUAUUUCUUCAAACUGUUCCAACUAACUGUCAUGUCACUCAUCGCUUUGACCGUGUUUUUACGAACUGAGAUGCAUAAAGAUGAUCUAGAAGAUGGAGGCUUGUAUACCGGUGCUCUAUUCUUUGGUGUCGUUAUGAUCAUGUUUAACGGGAUGUCUGAGAUUUCAAUGACGAUUGCAAAACUUCCUGUAUUCUACAAGCAACGGGAUUUCCUCUUUUAUCCUUCGUGGGCAUAUGCUCUUCCAUCAUGGGUCAUCAAGAUUCCCGUUUCGUUUCUUGAAGCUGGAGUUUGGACAAUUCUUACUUAUUAUACCAUGGGAUUUGAUCCUAAUGUCUCGAGAUUCUUCAAACACUACUUGAUACUGUUACUUGUGAACCAGAUGUCUUCGGGAUUGUUUCGGUUCAUUGGUGCACUGGGUCGGAACAUGAUCGUUGCAAACACGUUUGGUUCAUUUGCAAUUCUCGUGGUCUUUGCCUUGGGCGGUUUUGUCCUUGCACGAGAGGAUGUCAAGAAAUGGUGGUUGUGGGGAUACUGGUCAUCACCCAUGAUGUACGCAAUGAACGGAAUCGCUGUUAACGAGUUUCUUGGGCAUAGUUGGAGAACACCUUUGAACGGUACAACGCUAGGGACAUGGGCUAUCACGGGCCGGGGGUUCUUUGCGGAAGCUUACUGGUAUUGGAUCGCGGUUGCGGCCUUGCUUGGAUUCAUUUUCUUCUUCAAUCUCAUUUUCGCGUUGUCUCUUGCCUUCCUUAACCCUUUUGGGAAAGCUCAAGCUAAUGCAUCAGCAGAAGAUGAAGGCAAUGCAGGAGCCGUUGAGUUAUCAUCUACAAAGAAGGAAUCGAAAGAUGAGGGCAGUCAAAACAAGAAGAAAGGAAUGAUUCUCCCGUUCGAACCACAUUCAAUUACCUUCGAUGAUGUUAAAUACUCGGUUGAUAUGCCACAGGAAAUGAAAGAGCAAGGGGUUGGUGAAGACAGAUUGCUGCUACUUAAGGGUGUUAGCGGAGCUUUCCGGCCCGGUGUUCUCACGGCACUAAUGGGGGUGAGUGGUGCCGGAAAAACUACUCUUAUGGAUGUGCUCGCUGGUCGGAAAACUGGUGGGUAUAUCGACGGUGACGUCAAGAUCUCAGGGUAUCCAAAGAAACAAGAAACCUUUGCUCGGAUUUCUGGCUAUUGUGAGCAAAAUGACAUCCAUUCUCCUCAUGUUACUGUUUACGAGUCUUUGCUUUACUCGGCCUGGCUCAGGUUGGCAUCGGAUGUUGAUGAAAACAAAAGAAAGAUGUUUGUUGAUGAGGUGAUGGAUCUUGUGGAACUCAACCCAUUGAAGGAUGCACUUGUCGGGUUGCCCGGAGUCAACGGCUUGUCAACCGAACAGCGAAAGCGGUUGACCAUAGCCGUUGAGCUUGUGGCUAACCCGUCCAUAAUAUUUAUGGACGAGCCAACCUCUGGGCUAGACGCUAGAGCCGCUGCCAUUGUGAUGAGAACCGUUAGGAACACCGUGGACACAGGAAGAACAGUUGUUUGCACCAUUCAUCAACCAAGCAUCGACAUUUUUGAAGCUUUUGAUGAGCUCUUCUUGAUGAAAAGAGGAGGACAAGAGCUAUACGUUGGACCCAUAGGUCGCCAUUCUUGCGAAUUAAUCAAGUAUUUUGAGGAUAUCGAAGGUGUAAGUAAGAUUAAAGACGGAUAUAACCCCGCAACAUGGAUGUUGGAAGUCAGUACUUCAGCUCAAGAAAUGUCUCUUGGAGUCGAUUUCACUGAAAUCUACAGGAAUUCAGAACGUUACAAGAGAAACAAAGCUCUUAUCGCCGAACUAAGUGUACCGCGGUCCGGCACUCAAGAUUUGCAUUACCCAACUCAAUACUCGCAGCCGUUCCUCGUCCAAUGUAAAGCAUGUCUAUGGAAACAACGAUGGUCGUACUGGAGAAACCCUCCUUACACCGCCGUACGCUUUGUCUUCACCACUGCCAUCGCGCUCAUGUUCGGUACCUUGUUUUGGGAUCUUGGCGGGAAAAGGGACAGUCAACAGGAUCUGAUAAACGCAAUUGGUUCUAUGUAUGCUGCGGUUAUCUUCUUAGGAGUCCAAAAUGCAUCAUCGGUGCAACCAGUUGUAGAUGUAGAGCGCACCGUCUUUUAUAGAGAAAGAGCUGCCGGAAUGUAUUCCGCCUUGCCGUAUGCCUUUGCUCAGGUUUUGGUGGAAAUCCCGUAUGUAUGUGUGCAAACCGGAGUAUAUAGUAUCAUAGUGUACUCGAUGAUCGGCUUUGAGUGGACUGCUGCCAAAUUCUUUUGGUAUGUGUUUUUCCAGUUCUGCUGUUUACUCUACAUGACCUUCUACGGUAUGAUGACCGUCGCCAUCACUCCCAACGCCAACAUCGCCGCGAUCAUUGCCGCCUCAUUCUACGGGAUCUUCAACCUCUUUUCGGGAUUCAUCAUUCCACGACCUAGCAUUCCGGUGUGGUGGAGAUGGUACUACUGGGGAAACCCGAUGGCAUGGACUAUUUACGGCAUGGUUGCUUCACAGUUCGGGGACUAUGAAAAUGUGCUUCCAAACGGUGAAACCGUAAAAGGUUAUUUGGACCGAUAUUUUGGUUACAAGCAUGAUUUUCUCGGGGCCGUGGCCGGGGUGCACGUCGGAUUGGUUCUGUUCUUUGCCUUCAUCUUUGCUUACUGCAUCAGAGCCUUCAAUUUCCAGAAGAGAUGAUUUUGCUUUUAAAUCCAUCAAUUUGCGUAAUUAAUCGCUUUGUAUUAAAUCGUGAUUUGUAUUAAUGUAGAAUAUUUUUAUUUUCCCCGAAUAUGAGUUUGAUCGGAAAGGAAUGCAGCCACGGCCCGUUUGGUUGUCGGUUUG
Molecule: messenger RNA, 5078 nt
Organism: Cynara cardunculus var. scolymus (artichoke)
Lineage: Eukaryota; Viridiplantae; Streptophyta; Magnoliopsida; Asterales; Asteraceae
Product: pleiotropic drug resistance protein 1-like
Exons: 23
Coding region: 627-4934 (1435 amino acids)
Cellular component (GO): membrane
Molecular function (GO): ABC-type transporter activity; ATP binding; ATP hydrolysis activity
Source: RefSeq, a predicted model, not a curated record